Molecule: messenger RNA, 3366 nt
Organism: Amoebophrya sp. A25
Lineage: Eukaryota; Dinophyceae; Syndiniales; Amoebophryaceae
Source: the annotation of a GenBank genome assembly
AAUAGGAGUUGCACGAGACGAUGAAGAUGAAGUGCUUGAAGGUGGUCGUCGUGACUGUGCUUCUUGCAGCCGUGAUCAAAUUUUUGUGGUUCUUCAAUGGAUGAUCACUGGAAUGGGCGUUGCGGCGUCCCGCUUUAUGGGUCCAGCAGCGGCACGUGACGUUUGUGCGCCAAUCGUGCCGCAAGGCGUUUCAGACCCCCUGAUUACUAUGGGUCCUCUUCUCGGCGCGAUUCUCGCCAAACAAGUCCUUCAGCCACGCUUUUAUGCACACAUAGAGCGCGCGCGUCAACGCGAGAACCGAAAACAGGAUCAUGGACAUGGUGACGAUCGUAAUCUUGCUUCUCAAUCAAGUAGUGCUCGAGCUGGCCAUGCAGCUGCACGAGGGCAUCAAGCAGGAUGUUCUUCCACUUCGCACCAAGACGGUCCUCGGAAUGGCUCUACGACGCAUGGAAGCUCAACCGCUUCAACUAGGUCUAGGGCAACUGACCGGAGACCGCGAAAAGGCAUUACAGCAGGCAGGGAACGGACGUUGCUCAUGGCACUGCCUCAGUUUCUCAUGUUCCUUUGCACGCAAAUGUUCUUACACGGGGUACCAGCUCUUUUACCGGCAUCAGAGCAUCGACAGCGAACUGAUGUAGAAAUGGCGACGGCAAUAGGUGGCGCGCGCGCGCCUGGUGGAAUCAGAUCUGAACAAGAUAAAAUCCUUGACGAGGCGAGCGUAACAGAAUCAGAAGGACCAUCUUCGAAUAUGAUGCAAAAGCGCCCUGGUGCGACCAUCGUCGAGGACGCCCUAAGAGAUCUACCUCUUGCAGCAGAUGAUAUUAAGCAUAAUAAAGCAGGUUUUACUUCUUCUGGCGCUUUUACUGCAUCGCGUCUUCAACAAGUGAUAGAAACUUUGGUGGACAACAAUGACGAGGGCGUAGACGACAUGGUAAAUCGAAUGAGUAAUCUCCAUUUGGCAGAGCAGGAUCUAUCGUCAGUAGUAGAAGACUCCUCAAAAGCGCAAGUGCUCAGCAACCGCAAAAAGAGAAAACUCUACUUCCGGAAUGUUGUCAUGGCUGAACUCAUUAAGCCAGGCAAUGGCAAAAUCAGGAAGGGUGAGCUGGGUCUUAUUGCUGAUGACGAUGCGCCUUUGACAAGGUUGAUGCAGGAUAUUUUGGACCUCAUGCAACAUCAGACAGAUUAUGCAGGAGCAGAACCAGUCGCGCGGACUCGUGCAACUCUCGCUACUACUGCGCCAACUCCGACUCCAUCCACCUCGUUUAGGCCCUCAUCUUACAUCAAGAAUAUUCUUCGGAGUCGCCGCAGUUUGUGGAGGAUAGCAGCUACCACAGAACAAGGAGCAGACCUGCUACCAUCGCAUCAACGUUUUGGCGUUGAGGAUGAAGAUGCGAUUCGUGAAGAUGUUGAUACGGUUCACCGUGCGGGUGCCAGUGCAAAUGAUUCUCUAUCCCCCGAUGUAGAUAUAGAGGAUUUGAUUGAUGACGAGGAUGAGCUCGACGAUGAGGAUGACGAACUAAUGGGAAUCGCUCCCCUUGAGCAGGUAUUACAAGACGUUAUAGGAGGAACCUCUUCGGCGUUUUCCCGCUUGAAGAAACUACAAUCGGAAUUGUUAGAGCUAAGAACGUCUACAUCGGGAUCGCAGUCGGAACACGCGGAGCAGCACCGCCAUCAUGACCACCACGACCACACACCGAACGAGAAAGCCAAUAUCGCGACUGCAACGUCGUCGAAUACAAAAAUUUUUAGUUCUCGCAAUCCUAAAAACACUCUAGAAGGAGGACACCAGAACAAAAAAGUAGAGUCCAGCUCUAAGUUGAAAGAGGUGGCACGGCAGGUUGCCACGUUGACCCUGCUUCUUUUGAUGCAGAGCAGUGUUGGUGUCCUCUUCGUGCUUGCGGUUCCCGCAACGCAACAGAAAGCAAAAUCGUUGGCCCUUCUAAGUCAAGGGGACAUGCUCACGAAAUUUGUGGUGGGGCCCUUUUUGGCGACCCAACUUUCUACGGCUUUGAUGAAGGGAUCGCCUUUGCUACUAUCAUCCUCAUCAACCUUCAUGAUCAAGAUCUUUUCUAGUUUACUCGACGGUGGGUCCAGUAGUGACCGCGGACUUGGUGGACUUUCUGAAGCGGCAGCUACGAGGGCUACCGUCAGUGCAUUUUCGUACUUCUACCUUGCCUCGGCUGCCAUGAACAUGGCGUCUGUGCUUUGCUGCCGGCAACUUCUGCCACCUGAUAGUGGGAAGAGCGAGGACACGGCGACGAGAAGAACUCCUCUCACAGAGGACAGGACAGCCGCGAGGACUCCCAGCAGCGCAGGGGCACAACAAGAACAAGAAGGAGCAACGCAAAGGACGUAGAUAACCCCUACGAAGGGUUGGCAGAUGAAGAAAGUCGAGGUAGAUAAGUCGAUAGAUGAAGCUUCUUGGUGUACCGUCGUAGUAUCGUUGUUUUUCAACUACUAGAUGACUAAAGUGUGUGUGCGAGUGUGGCACCCCUUCGCGGAUGUGUUAUUCUUGUGCUCGUUUUCCUAUGGAAGUCCGCGAAAGGAACUACUGUUUGUUUUUAACCCGUUGAUUAAUCAAGAAGAUGGAUUUCGAUUUGAUAGUGAACUUAGACUGUUACAAGCGUCUAUUUCUGUAUGAAAUCUGUGUCAAUGAUGUUUAUGUCGUAGUUGACUUAUUGUUCAUUGAUAUUUUUUGAAUUUCAAUUUUCUUCAGGUUGUUCUUGGUGCUUCCGCACGAAACUCCAGCAAGUUUUGAUACAUAGAGAUUGAUAGAAUUGAAGUGAAAAGUUUUUCGAUGAAAAAUGAAUGUCAAUGCUUCAUCGUUCAUGAAUAAUCUGAGCUACCACCUCUGCCGAAAUUUGAGAGAACAACACGAAGUUGAAGUACUAGAAGAAAGCAAAGAGUCCCGUGCCGUUCGACGUGAUCUGUUGGUUACGUUCUCCGGCACUCUUGCGGGCCUAUUCAAUUUGUUUUUCUAAAAUCCAGUCAUGCUUAGGAUCCGCACUGUGAUUCAGUGCGAAAAGGAGGAUUGUUUCCUUCUAUAUUACCGAUUUAAGAUGUUGUUACAGUCAGGCCCUUCAACGUAAUACGAAACGAGAACAGAACCAAGUCGCGAUGGCGACGUAGGACAGCAACGACACAGAACGAAUAUGUAAGGACAAUGCAUGAUUCAAUGAAUUCUCAUGCCUUGCUGAAAGAACCUUUGUUUUGUGAAAACUGAUGAAACUCCUCUUGUCGUUUUGUCUGAAUGAUCAAUAUGUCAACGCCAAUGUUGUCCCAGAAAUCGAAUGGAUUGAUGAUAAGCAUAUGUAUCUAUAUGAGUUUGAGUCAUCUCUGUGCGACGACGCGGCACCAAGAUGGGGG